CUUGCCUUUGCAGCGGUGCUAGAUACAAACAGAAGGUUAGGCAGGUUGACAGCGACGAAUCUUGUGCGAAGUGCGAGGAUAUUUAGUGUAGUCAGGGUAGAACAUCUGUGUUUAUGUUAUGUGAAGUGGACGCCGGUUUAUUAGGACUGUGAUUGAGCACCAUGGCUUCUACUCCAACACUCAGGCGGACAGAUUCAGCUCGGGGGGACUUUUCUCCUCUAAAGCACUUUGUUGUAGCCAAGAAGAAGAUCAGCAAUUUGUUUGAACAGCUUCUCAGCUACGUGAAAGAGACAUCAGAGUUUGUCGAAGUCAUCAGUGGGAAUGAGGCUCUGGGGACAAUCGCGACUCAAGAUCAGAAGAUGGAGAUUCAAACCUAUGCCGACAAGCUUGCAGUCAUUAAGGAGGUCCUGGCUCGCAGGCACAUGAAGGUGGCGUUUUUUGGCAGGACCAGUAAUGGUAAAAGCACAGUGAUUAAUGCCAUGCUGAGGGACCGCGUCCUGCCCAGCGGGAUUGGUCACACCACUAACUGCUUCCUGAGCGUUGAAGGCACUGAUGAAGAGAAGGCCUACCUUAAAACUGAGGGAUCAGAAGAGGAGAAGAGCAUUAAAACUGUAAACCAGCUGGCUCACGCUCUGCACAUGGAUGAAAGCCUGGACGCUGGCUGUCUGGUCCGGGUGUUUUGGCCAAAAACCAAAUGUGCUCUGCUUCGAGACGACCUGGUUCUUGUGGACAGUCCAGGGACAGAUGUCACAACGCAGCUGGACAGCUGGAUUGACAAGUUUUGCCUGGACGCUGAUGUCUUUGUGCUCGUGGCAAACUCUGAAUCGACACUUAUGAACACGGAAAAACAUUUUUUCCACAAAGUGAACGAGCGUCUCUCAAAGCCAAACAUCUUCAUCCUUAACAAUCGUUGGGAUGCCUCGGCAAAUGAACCAGAGUACAUGGAGGAUGUGAGGAAGCAGCACACAGACCGCUGUGUGAACUUUCUUGUGGAGGAACUAAAAGUUGUUGACCGUGAUCAGGCACCCAACCGUAUUUUCUUUGUCUCUGCAAAAGAGGUGCUCAACUCUCGGAUGCAGCGAGCGCAGGGCAUGCCGGAAACAGGUGGCGCUCUGGCCGAGGGGUUCAAGGAGAGACUAAAGGAGUUCCAGAGUUUUGAGAGGAGGUUUGAGGAGUGUAUCUCGCAGUCAGCAGUGAAAACAAAGUUUGAGCAGCACACUAUCAGGGCCAAGCAGAUCAUAGAAAAAGUCAAGACCAUCAUGGAUGCCAUCAACAUUGAAGCAGCAGAGAAACGAGUGGCAGCACUGGAGGACAGAGAGUAUCAGAGAGACCGGCUGGAGUUUGUUAGGAAUCAACUCAACUUACUCAUUGAAGAAAUAAAAAAGAAGAUCAAAGCCAUCAGCGACGAUGUGGAGUCCAAGGUGUCCAUUGCUAUGGGAGAGGAGAUCGACCGUCUUCAUGUGAUCGUUGACGAGUUCCGCGGUGAUUUCCACCCUUCACGUCAAGUCCUCAAACUCUACAAGGCUCAUCUGCUGGCACAUGUGGAACAGGGAAUGGGAAAGAACCUGGCUUUCCGUUGCUCCAACGCCAUCAAUGUCUCUGUCCAGUCUUCUCAGCAAUACAUGAUGGAGAGCAUGGUGCCUCUGCUUCCCUCGACGGCUCAGAGCCAAGUCCACAUGCUGGUGCCCAAAAAGACGUUCGACCUGAGCUAUGACCUGAACUGUGCUGCCAUUUGCAGUGACUUCCAGGAAAACAUCGAGUUCCAGUUUUCGUUGGGCUUGAAGGCUUUAGUGCACCGCUACUUGGGUUCUGUUAAUGCACAGAGAGCUCUCAAACUGGUAGAUCCAAACUUCCAGGUACCUUCUGAGAACUCUAGAGCUGCAGUUCCGGUAACGCCUUCGUCUGAGCCCCCAUCCAUCGCAGCACCGCCCAAUAACGAGAAGGCUCUGAUGACCCAGGAAGACCUGAUGAUAGCCAUGGCAACCAACUUGGCAUCCAUCACUUCGCGCACCUCAAUGGGCGUCAUCGUUGUUGGAGGAGUGGUGUGGAAAACAGUCGGCUGGAGGGUUAUUGCCCUGUCGGCCUCCCUCUAUGGCCUGGUGUACUUGUACGAGAGACUCACUUGGACCACAAAAGCGAAAGAGCGAACUCUGAAGCGGCAGUUUGUGGAGUUUGCUACUGAGAAACUGCAGCUCAUCGUCAGUUUUACAAGUGCAAACUGCAGCCACCAGGUCCAACAGGAAAUGGCCACGACGUUCGCUCGGCUCUGUCAGCAGGUGGAUCAGACGCAGAGGGAUCUGGAGGCAAACAUCCGUCAGCUGACCACUAAUAUAGAUGAGCUGGAGACCGUCCAGAACUGCUCAAAGACUCUGCGACAUAAAGCAACAGAGCUGGAGAAACAGCUGGAGGAUUUUACCAAGCAGUACCUGCAGCCUCAGGACUGAAGCCGCAGUCUGGCUCUUCUGGAGUCGUCCUGCUCACGAUGCCAACUGCUGGUGGCGAUGCUGGAAACUGAGUCAACCAAAACAUGGAACUCUUUCUGCACACCACCGGGGGCAAAGCUGAUGCUCCUCUGAACAAAUGUACCUACAAUGUUUCUCAGAUAUUAAGACUUUUUUGGUUUGUGAAAGAUUCUUUUUGUUGCUCAGAAAAACCAUUUGUUAAUUUUGUAGGUUUCACAGGAAAAAUUAAGUAUUUUCCCUGUUCUUAACCCAGCCAGAAACAUCAGGUGCUCACAAAAAAGCAGUUGAAUUAAAAAGGAAAAAUCUGCCUAAAUGAACAGUGGUUGUGAAAUUUCUCUCCACCAGGGGGCAUCAUGCAUUGGUCAGGUUGCCAGGUGUUGGAUUCAGUUUUUUGACACUAACCUUUUGUGACUUUAAUUGUAAAGAUGCCUUUUUUAUUAUUGUGUUUAUGGAGAAAAUGAAGACCUUUGCAGACGUUUGUUCAAACGGGAUCAGUUGUAAGUGAAAAAAAUACACGUUAUAUUAAAAGUGUAAGGAAACAGUAAAUAUAUGCCCUGUACUCGUGAGUCGGAAGGAAAGCAUGUACUGUAGUUUUAUUUCUAUUUUCUAACAAUCCAAACUGUAUAGUUCAAAGAAUUUCAUUAUCAGAUAUUUUAUAUUAUAUUUUAUUUAUACAAAAUACAAUGGGCUUGCAGUUACACAUCACUGCAUUUUGUAAACUUUUGCGUUUCCUCUCAAAUGUGUAUCAAAAUUUGCUAGAUUGCAUUAAACCUGAAAUUAUCUAAAACUUGA
Molecule: messenger RNA, 3254 nt
Organism: Xiphophorus maculatus (southern platyfish)
Lineage: Eukaryota; Metazoa; Chordata; Actinopteri; Cyprinodontiformes; Poeciliidae
Gene: mfn1
Product: mitofusin 1
Exons: 18
Coding region: 162-2444 (760 amino acids)
Biological process (GO): mitochondrial fusion; mitochondrion localization
Cellular component (GO): mitochondrial outer membrane
Molecular function (GO): GTP binding; GTPase activity
Source: RefSeq, a predicted model, not a curated record